UCCUUCUUCACUCCGCGCACUCAAUUUUGCUUCACAGUGUGUUGCAUGCGACAACUGGAGCUGCGUGCGAUCGCGUAAGAUCGCUGUAGGUUGUAGACUUCGAACGCCCCGCGGUGCUUCGCAUCGCGCCCUGGUAUCGGUUCCUUCUUUUAUGCUACCGCGAUUGGAUUUCCAGAGCUUUUGAUCGUUGCCUCGAUCACUUCUGAAGUGGAAUGGAUUCUAGAAAGCUGCGAGCAUAAGGGGAAUGGUAGAAGGGAAUGUUGUAAGGUUGUGUCUCAGGGUUUUUGAGAGCGCAAAUGGAGGCCUCUGCAAUGAUGUUAUGGUUCGGGAAUUCUGAACAUCCCUCGAAAGUUGUGCAGGGACCUUCAGAGGACCAGAAGAGACCUUACUUGGAGCAAAGCAGGGUUAUCCGUGAUUCAAUGAGGGUCAGCACCUUGUUUUCCAAUUGAGAAAGAGUCAGAAGUCAGGAGUUACACUGGGGUUCGAGUUGAGAAUCAAGCAUGGCAAUUUUCAACAAAUUGAAGCAGCUCGAUGCUCACCCUAAGAUUAGUGAAGAUUUUUACAGCCGAACUCUAUCUGGCGGUGUUAUCACGCUCGUAUCUUCCAUAUUCAUGUUUCUUUUAUUCGUAACAGAAUUUCGAAUAUAUUUAAGUGCUCAGACUCAGAAUCAGCUGGUGGUGGAUACUUCACGAGGAGAAACCCUUCAGAUCAAUUUGGACAUUACAUUCCCGGCAUUGGCGUGUUCCGUUGUCAGCUUAGAUGCAAUGGACAUAAGUGGUGAACUGCACCUUGAUGUGAGACACAAUAUUUAUAAGAAAAGGCUGGACGUACAUGGAAAGGCUGUCGACGCCCCAAAACCCGAUGCCAUCAACGCUCCCAAGGUCCAAAAGCCGUUGCAAAAGCAUGGUGGAAGGCUUGAGGACCAUGAAACUUACUGCGGCUCCUGUUUUGGCGCUGAAUCAUCAGAUGAUCAAUGCUGUAACUCAUGUGAAGAGGUGCGAGAAGCAUAUCGCAAAAAGGGUUGGGCCUUGACCAAUACGGAUCUAAUUGAUCAGUGCCACAGAGAAGGUUUUAUUGAGAGGAUAAAGGAGGAAGCUGGGGAGGGUUGUAACAUCUAUGGAAAAUUGGAAGUGAAUAAGGUGGCUGGAAAUUUCCAGAUUGCUCCAGGAAAAUCCUUUCAGCAAUCGGCUAUGCAUCUUCUUGAUCUUAUGGGAUUCGUUACCGACAGCUUCAAUGUGAGCCAUACCAUUAACGAGCUCAGUUUCGGUGCUUAUUUUCCUGGAGCGGUGAAUCCUUUAGACAAAGUGACGAGCAUACAGAAGGACCAAAAUGGCAUGUUUCAGUAUUUCAUCAAGGUCGUGCCUACUGUGUACACUGACAUAAAAGGCCGCAAAAUUUCUACCAAUCAGUUCUCUGUGAUGGAGCACUAUACAGCUGGAGACCAUGGCCCAAGAGUCAUUCCUGGUGUAUUCUUCUUCUAUGAUUUGACACCCAUCAAGGUGAAGUUUACAGAAGAGAGACCAUCGUUUCUGCAUUUUCUUACGAACGUGUGUGCGAUUAUUGGAGGUAUAUACACAAUAGCGGGUAUAGUCGACUCUUUUAUUUACCACGGACAUCGAGCAAUCAAGAAGAAGAUGGAGCUAGGAAAGCUCAGCUAAUGGGGUUUCUUCUUUUUCAGGUCUCGGAAGGGUAGAACGAAUUAUUUUACCGCAGAGAAAUUUUCAUGAAAACCCUACGAUGGGCAAUCAAGGACAUUUAGGAAGCGAGGUGGUUUUCAUAGCUGCGCUAGGACCGUCCCAGUUGAAAUUGGAUGCAAUUUAAGAGCGGAAUUCCAGCAAUUCCAUGAAACAUGAAGGUUAUAUGCAGAUUUUUCGUACUCCGAUCUCGCAGUGGUGAACGUAGCUUGGUUUGUACCGUCUAUUCCGAGACAGUUUUCAUCACGCAUGAUAGACAGAGUGAGACUUGUGAAGUUUUGUUGAAAUGACGGACAAAUUUGUACAAAGGACGCAAGUCAAACGUGUGAAAAUGUCUUAUGCAGGUGUACACAAAUUGGUUUGAUGGUCUAUAUAAGUAGUUAUUGCGGUCUAAGCCACAGUUCCCACAGGCUUGCUAAUCUUACGAACUGUUCAGUCUAUGGAUUUCUAUGCAGCUAUAUUUGGGGUUUCACUGGAGAAUUAAUCACAAUCCACGAGGUCUAAUAGAAUCAUGUUGAACCGAU
Molecule: messenger RNA, 2218 nt
Organism: Physcomitrium patens
Lineage: Eukaryota; Viridiplantae; Streptophyta; Bryopsida; Funariales; Funariaceae
Source: RefSeq, a predicted model, not a curated record